GGCUCAGCAGCAGUCAUGAGUGGAAUACUGAAGAGGAAGUUUGAGGAGGUGGAGGGAGCAUCACCGUGCUCCUCACUGAGGGAGUCAGAAGAGGAGGAGAUAUCGAGCAGUGAGAGUGGAGACAGCAGUGACAGCGUCAACCCCUCUGCCUCUCACUUCACACCCUCCUCCAUCCUGAAGCGAGAGAAGCGGAUGAGAACACAGAGGGUGCAUUUCGAGAAGGUGACGGUGUAUUAUUUCAGCCGGCGGCAAGGCUUUACCAGUGUGCCCAGUCAGGGAGGAAGCACCUUGGGCAUGUCAAGCCGACACAGCUCUGUACGGCAGUACACACUCGGCGAGUUUGCCAAGGAACAGGAGCGCAUACACAGGGACAUGCUGAGAGAUCACCUGAAAGAGGAAAAACUCAACUCCAUCAAACUCAGGCUGACAAAAAAUGGUUCUGUUGAGUCAGAAGAGGCCAAUGCGCUCACGGUGGAUGAUAUCUCGGAUGAUGACUUGGACCUGGACAACACAGAGGUGGAUGAAUACUUCUUCCUCCAGCCGCUGACCACGAAGAAGCGUCGGGCCCUGCUUCGUGCCUCUGGUGUCAAGAAGAUCGAUGUGGAGGAGAAGCAUGAACUGAGAGCCAUCCGAGUGUCACGCGAGGACUGCGGCUGUGACUGCAGACUCUUCUGUGACCCAGAGACUUGCACCUGCAGCCUGGCAGGCAUCAAGUGUCAGGUGGACCGCAUGUCGUUCCCGUGUGGCUGCACUAAAGAGGGCUGCAGUAAUGCGGCCGGCCGAAUUGAGUUCAACCCCAUCCGUGUACGCACACACUUCCUACACACCAUCAUGAAACUGGAGCUGGAGAAGAGCAGGGAGCAGCAGCAGAGCUCGGCCCCUGGUCCUGCCUCUGUCCCUGCCCCCAAUGGUUACCACAGCGAAACCAAUGGCCACUGCAGUCCACUGACAUCAGGCCAGCAUGCUUUAGAAUAUCCCGUCCCUGAUCCCGUCCAGCAAAGUGCCAUCAUGCACCUGCAAGCUGUGGAUGAUAUGGAUGAAGCCUUGGAAGAAGAAGAGGAUGAAGAAGAGGAGGAGGAGGAGGAAGAAGAAGAUGAGGAUGAGGAAGAAAAUGAAGAUGAUGAAGACGAGAGCAGCAGUUUGUGUAGCCUGUCGGACUCGAGUACACAGAGUCUGGCGAACAGUGACUCAGAGGAGGAGGAAGAUGAUGAUGUUGAUGAGGAUGAAGACAAAACAGAGGAGUUUGAGGACGGCCUGACCAUCGCUCCUUUGUCACACAAUGAGGUGGUUUCCUCAUCCUCUGUGAUGUGCUACUCGGAGAACACGGUCACACAGGAGAACCAAACCAAUGGCAACGCUUAUUUUAUCAACUCCUCAGCUGAAUACUAUCAGAUGGAGAAUGCCAGCUCAGCAUCAAUUUUAGCAGCUGCUAACCAGGCUAAUGAGAGCUAUGGAGGAGAUUCAGCUUCAUAUCAAGAAAGGGUGAACAACACUAAUGGAGUCAUGGCACCAGGAGCCUUUAACAUGACCACUGAGCAUUACACUGACUAUUCACAGCCACCUGAGGAACAAUAUGCCAAUCAUCAUUUCACUCUCACUAAUGGAUCCUCAGCUACAAUUGGCUGCUGUGAACCAGAGCAGGACAAAAGCAUGCAAUCGAAAGGGACCUACCACAGCCAAUCAGGAGAGCUGAGUCAGAUGGAGUACCAAAACUAUCUGAACAAUAACACAGAAGAGGGAUAUACAACUAACGGGAACUGUUUUGUGGUAGAGCAGCCAAAAGAGGUAUCUCACAGCCUUUCUGAGGUUCCCUCUUUAGCAGAGACCACCAAAGGACCCCCAAUACUGGAGCCUUUCCCUGAGCCCACCCCUGUUUAG
Neoarius graeffei (lesser salmon catfish) is the source of this 1878-nucleotide messenger RNA. It is a transcript of the gene csrnp3, whose product is annotated as cysteine-serine-rich nuclear protein 3. Gene Ontology annotation, molecular function: sequence-specific DNA binding; DNA-binding transcription factor activity, RNA polymerase II-specific. Bases 16 to 1878 code for a protein of 620 amino acids. The record is from RefSeq and is a predicted model, not a curated record. The transcript has 4 exons. NCBI's taxonomy places the organism in Eukaryota, Metazoa, Chordata, Actinopteri, Siluriformes, Ariidae. Gene Ontology annotation, cellular component: nucleus. Gene Ontology annotation, biological process: regulation of transcription by RNA polymerase II.